UUUAAGGGUUAAAUAAAAUGGAGCAUUUUACACGAACUAGAACGUUUAGAACACCCAAAAAUUGCAAUUGCAGUUCCGAAUAACAAUGGCGUCUUUUUGUUUUGUUGUUUAAAAGACGGUUAGCGGUACGAAUUUUUUCGUAUGUGUCUGGACGACCAUCUCUGUAACAUUUUAUCGUGAAUGAGUCGUUAUUUUUCAGAUAACAAAGAAUCAACGCCCUAUCAUCGCAAGAGAACCAAGAACACCAAGAGAACGAGGUGCGCCAGGUUUCCGUGUCCUAAUUCGAAUUGCCGGAGAGUCUUCAAGUGGAAAAAGCACCUGCUGAGCCACCUUCGCCACGAAUGCGGCCAGGAGCCUAGGUUCAAGUGUCCCUACUGCGACUACGUAAGCAAGUUCAAGAACGACAACGUAAAGAGACACAUUCGGCUCAAGCAUAAGAAUCGCUAUGUCUACGUCAUCGAUAUUGAGCGGAAUGUUGUUUGUUAGGAUGCAAAGAAAUGUGUUAUUUUUUAAGUUAACAAGAGAUCGUUUUUGGUUGAAUGAAAUA
Temnothorax curvispinosus is the source of this 547-nucleotide messenger RNA. RefSeq names its product longitudinals lacking protein, isoforms A/B/D/L-like. Bases 181 to 486 code for a protein of 101 amino acids. NCBI's taxonomy places the organism in Eukaryota, Metazoa, Arthropoda, Insecta, Hymenoptera, Formicidae. The record is from RefSeq and is a predicted model, not a curated record. The transcript has a single exon.